AGAGAGAGAGAGAGAGAAUUUUCAUGUUAUUUUUUUUUCCAAAUUAGGAUUCUGGAUAUUUCUCAUUCAUUGCGUUUGACAAUUGCUCUCAGUAUAUAUAAUCAGUAGAUGAUAUGACAUUCAAAAAUCCCUAUAUCGAUCCGAGUAUUCACUAUAUUACAUUUAAAAUCUUGGUUUCUCUCCUUACUCAAAACCUCAUAUCGGAAUCUUCUCUCCGGCAGUAAGAUGAGGCAAAGGAUAGUUUUGAAGAUGGAUAUGAGUGAGAGUGAGAAAUCAAUGAAGAAAGCUAUGAAAAUCGCAUCUGGAACAUCUGGUGUGAGAUCGGUCUCGAUUCAGGGACAGAACGAUCAGUUGGUUAUAUUGGGAGAAGGAAUUGACACGGCAGAGCUAACACGUGAGCUCCGGAAGAAAGUUUGUCACACGACCAUCGUCGCCGUUCAGGCCGCGCCGCCGCCGCCACCGCAGCAACAGCGACCACCGCAGCCGAAUCAUAUGGGACAUCAGAACGAGAUGGCUCCGGCGAGAAGAUGCAUAUGUGAGAUACCGAAUUCGGGUUUCUGCGGAUUUUGUAGAUCUAUGAGUGAAACCCCUUACCACCAGAUGAUAGCUCCGCCGUAUCCUCCUCCGGUGAACUAUGUUGGUUACCGUGAUGAUCCUGAUGGUUGCAGAAUCAUGUGAUGUGAAACUACUUCUGAGUGAUUUUUGUUUGUUCUUUUUUUUUUUCUAAUUUUUCUUAGUUUUCUGAUCACGUUAUUCUGUAGAUACAAAAUUUAAAAAUUCGUGGUGCUGUAAAUAUUAUGUGACAGACACUCUAGGAAAAACAGAUUUUUCACUAAACCCAACAAAACAAAAAAAAAAAGAGAGUGAAAUUUAAUGUUUCUUGAUCGAAG
Eutrema salsugineum is the source of this 890-nucleotide messenger RNA. RefSeq names its product heavy metal-associated isoprenylated plant protein 41. The record is from RefSeq and is a predicted model, not a curated record. The transcript is spliced from 3 exons. Gene Ontology annotation, molecular function: metal ion binding. Bases 226 to 678 code for a protein of 150 amino acids. NCBI's taxonomy places the organism in Eukaryota, Viridiplantae, Streptophyta, Magnoliopsida, Brassicales, Brassicaceae.